Messenger RNA from Actinia tenebrosa (Australian red waratah sea anemone), 2902 nucleotides. Its product is annotated as translocating chain-associated membrane protein 1. The record is from RefSeq and is a predicted model, not a curated record. Gene Ontology annotation, cellular component: endoplasmic reticulum membrane. Gene Ontology annotation, biological process: protein insertion into ER membrane; SRP-dependent cotranslational protein targeting to membrane, translocation. Lineage: Eukaryota; Metazoa; Cnidaria; Anthozoa; Actiniaria; Actiniidae.
GUUAGCUUCUUUCUUGGCUGCAUUCUAGACCUGGCUGCUCAGCCAAUAUUCCAAGCCCCAAACGGACUGAUACUACCGAGCAGAGCCUGGUCCAUAUUCUUUUAUUUGAGUCCCUUUACUUUACAAAGGAAGAUCAAGAUGCCGGGUCGACGAAAAUCGGGCAAAAAUGCCCCUAUUUUUAGUCAUGAGUUUAUUAUAACCAACCACGGAGACAUAGUCUCGUGUAUUUGUAUGGUUUUUAUGAUAGGCUUGAUGUUUCAGGUAACUACAAAAAUAGCCGCUGUAUUUAUUGCUCCUCAACACAAUAUUACCAGAGAAAUCAAUGGAACUGAUGAGGUCGUUACAACCUACAGCAAUGGCCCCAAAGAUUUCUGUACUAUUUUCUUUUACAGUCUAGCAUGGAUUGUAGUUCAUGCUAUCAUACAAGAAUAUAUACUGGAUAAAGUAAUUCGUAAACUCCAUCUUUCCAAGACCAAGAAUUCUAAGUUCAAUGAUUCUGGGGAACUACUUCCAUUUUACUUUGCAUCUGCAGCUUGGGGAGCAGACAUUAUAAUUAAGGAGAAAUUCUUCCCCACCAUUACAAAGUUGUGGGAGGGAUAUCCCCACAAUGAAAUGUCGUUUAUGUUAAAAUUUUACUUCAUCCUUCAAAUUGCUCACUGGGUGCACUGCUUUCCAGAAUUGUACUUCAUGAAGGCCAAAAAGGAUGAGAUCUCAGCCAAGAUCCAAUUGUACAUUGAAUACCUACUCUUCAUCUGGGCUGCAUAUAUGCUCAAUUUCACCCAUCUUGCAUUGUGCUGCCUGACAAUCCACUACAUGGUGGAGUCUGUCUACCAUGCCAUGAGACUGCUGCAAAUCAGUGGAAAGAAUGAAAUAGCUAAGAAUGUUUUCUUGGUCUGGUCUGGAUUGUUCGUGCUAGCUCGUUUUGCUAUCAUAGCUCUGACUGUCAUGACUUUCUGGUAUGGCCUUCCUCGCCUUGAAAAUGCUGCCCUCAAUGUGGAUACUGGAAAUUUCAAUAGCCCUUUUAUCAGGGCAACAGCUAUGGCUGCUAUGGUGCUCAUGCAAUCUUGGCUGGCUUGGAACUUCAUCACUUACCAGAUCAGGCUUUGGCGUGAACAUAGUGCAGCCACAUCACCCAAGAAGAAGGAACCGCGCAAGAAGGCCAAAAAGGACCAGCCAAAGAAGAAGGUGACUGAUGACGAUGGUGAAGGAGAAAGUGAUGAAGAAGUGGCUGAAGAAAAGGUUGUGACUAGAAAGGAAACCAAAAAGACGCAAUAAUGUUGGGCCAUGGCUAGUCUUACCUUAUUGACCUUGGAUGCAUGGUUGAUGGUCACACUUAGGGGCUUUCAUUUAACGCAUGCGGGAGGGAGGGGUUGGCAAAAUCAUAUGGAAAGCUUUACAAACCCCUCUGAAUGGUAGGAGCAACAACUUCAUAACCCCCCCUCAUCAUCCUGCAGUAUCUCUCAACCCCCCUCAAUAUGUAAUAACCCCCAUUUACCACUUUCUCAAAAUGACGUAACCCCCCUACAAUUUUGCUGACCCCCCUCCUGCUUGUGCUAAUAAAUGAAAGGGCCCUUAAAAAUGCAUUAGGAUUGUUGCUUUUCAAAUUACUGUGUCACACUUAAAACCAAAAUAGUAUUAAUUAUACUGUACUUGCUAACCCUUAACCCAAUCACUAUAUUAUUACAUUCACUAAGGGUGGCACAGGGUUUACGCAUGAUGCGGCAGGAUACAUGAAAAUACCAAAAUGUAGAACAUGAUUCUUGAAUUCCUGGUUUACUGUUCAUAUUUUUAUAUGUAGCUCAAUAAUAUGUAAUACAGUUAAUUUAAAAAAUACCAGUGCAUGAAAUGUGAUGUGGACUCCCUGUGUCACCCUAUUCAGAGAGCAAUGGAAUCAUGCUUUAAGUAUGUGAAAUAGAUAUAUGCCAGCCAGAUCCAGUUAGAGUGAAGUCAUAAAACCUGUGAAAUAGACAUUAGACUAACACACUUUAGUAGACMCUAAUUCCAUUGUUUUCUUUUGUGUCUAUUUGACUAUURCACGUUGACUARUAWUUUUUAUUUCACAGGUUAAAUGCCUUCAACUCUAAUAAUAUAACACUAACAUAGGUCUUAAAUGCAUUUUAUUGUUAUGUAGUUGUAGUGUAAUUGAUAUGAGGAUGGUAAAACAACCUUCCUUCCUCAAAUACUUUGUUUAAAAAAAUAUUUUAUUUUUGAGCAUGGAUGUCCUACCACUGUUGCAUUUCAAGUGACAGAGCUAUGUUGCUUGUAUUACCCACCUGCAUGAGUUCUGAAAAAAGUAUCUAGCAGAACUUCUACUUCAUGCAACAAAGAAAACAUGUUGCAGGUAUGGUGGUAAUCCAAGCAACACUGUCAACUAUGUGCUGCAACAGGUUGCAUAAUUUUAUAUUCCAUUUUACUGCAUUGUACGAACAUAAUCAUUAGAGUGCAACUCACAAAGUUUGAUAUCUCAUUCUCCGACUAGCAUUUCAACAACUGUCAAUCAAAUCUUGAAAGAGAUUUUGGACUGACUUAAAGAUCUUAGAGGAUUGGAUGUUUAACAUCUUUAAAUUCAGUCUCUUUCUCCCUCAAGAUAUUGCCUCUUGUAUUACAGUUCUUAGAUUGACAGCCAUCGAAAUGCUAGCCGGCGAACAAGACAUCAGACUUUGCAGGCUCACUUCAAUAGUAAUGGUAGUAAUUUAUCUGUUGAUAUGAUUAGCAUUCUUUUAGUAAAGUUAUUUUAAAGUGAUUUAAUUUAAACYGUGAGAAAGAAAUUCAUAAUUAUUAGUGUGUGAUACUGGAAAGAUAAAACUGUAAUAUACUUGAUUUAAUACUGAGUAGGGCUAGUUCCACUUGUUAAAACUCUUCGUAUUAGACCAUCAAAACAAAUUAAACUUUAAAUUAAGAA